Rotaria sp. Silwood1 is the source of this 306-nucleotide messenger RNA. Lineage: Eukaryota; Metazoa; Rotifera; Eurotatoria; Philodinida; Philodinidae. The record is from the annotation of a GenBank genome assembly.
AUGGCUUUACCACUAAAUAUGACAUUAACAGUUUCAUGUGAUGUAUCCGAAGAAGAUUCAGGACCAACAAUUGUUCACAGUACAGGUGUCCAAAAUUAUCGUAUUCAUCCUGGGCUUAUUCAAAUUUUACAAGGCGCAUUUGGAAAUGAAAGAUUAUGUGAUCAUGAAGAAGGAGUUCAAUGUACAGAUCCAGCAGCAAAUGUUAUUGAAGCAUUUGAAAAUGCUGGGUUUUCUGUAGAAGGUACAUCAGAAUCUGGUGAUCGUAAAAUAUGGAUGUUAAUAAAAACAAGUGCAGAUGAAGAGUAA